Dendrobium catenatum is the source of this 2931-nucleotide messenger RNA. Its product is annotated as sphingoid long-chain bases kinase 1. The coding region runs from base 426 to 2642 and encodes 738 amino acids. Gene Ontology annotation, biological process: sphingosine biosynthetic process. Gene Ontology annotation, molecular function: kinase activity. The transcript is spliced from 10 exons. Gene Ontology annotation, cellular component: membrane; intracellular membrane-bounded organelle; cytoplasm. The record is from RefSeq and is a predicted model, not a curated record. Lineage: Eukaryota; Viridiplantae; Streptophyta; Magnoliopsida; Asparagales; Orchidaceae.
UUGCUUUUCUUCUAUUUCGUGCUGUUCGUCUUCGUUGCUUCUGAGGUAGAGCUCUGGACGAGUCUCUUCUUCGGCUUCUUCGACGACGUUCCCUUCCUGUCUGGAUCGGAGGGCUCGACAUUUUAAUAGGGAACAACAACGGGAGCUCGCUUGCUGUGAAGGAUUUACUAAAUCCGGAAUUUACGGUGCAAAAGGGGAGACGGAGGAUUUGUUCCUCCGUGAGAUUUAGCGGGCGCUCAAAAUCCGAUUGGCAGGAUUUGGCAUAAAUCCUGCUCAAAAUCAGCAUAAAUCCUUUGAAAUCCUGCAUCCAAACUGCCCUUAAAGGCUCAUGUACCUGAAAUUUAGCUCAAGGAAGUGGCAUGCGAUAGUCUGUCCAAUAACAGCCAAGUUCUGCAAGGAGUUUGCCACAACGCUCGAGCCAUCACAUGGGAAGCCGGCGUUCCCAAGUUCCCACGACACAACAGUCUUCUCCAACUAUUUUUCCAGAAAGUAGAGAGAAAGUUAAAGGUUUGAGGUCUAGCGGGUCUGAUAUUGUCAAAGAUGAUCCAGAAAAGGCCAAGUCCCACGAGCAUAGAAUUGAUAUUGGAGAUGAACAAUCUGACUUGUUAGAAUUUGAAGUUUUCUCUGGAAAGCUAGCUCAUGAUAAAAAAUACAGAACUGUUCAUAAUGAGAAAAUAGUGUUGGAAGCUGCAGCUGCAGCUAGUGUCGAAGCAAAACUUACAAGAAAGGCCUUGACUUGGGGCUCUCAUAUGCUUGGUCUUGAGGAUGUUAUAUCUGUAUCAUAUACUGCUGGUGUGCGUUAUUUUACAGUGCAUUCAUACCCGUUCAUAAAGCGGAGAAAUGGGCUUUCUUGUUUGUUGAAGCCAAAAAGAAGUAGGAGGGACUUCCGUUUCUGUUCUUCUACUUCGGAAGAAGCCGUCCUGUGGGUUAAAGCCUUUGCAGAUCAACAUUGUUUCGUAAAUUGCUUGCCUCAUCCUAUGGUUUCUAAGAAGGAAUCUACCGCUGAGAUUGAUGACUGUGAACCUCUGUAUGCUGAGCCUAGCAUCAAAUGCAGAAUUCCACCAAAAGUGCUCAUUAUAUUAAAUCCUCGCUCUGGACGUGGUAGAUCGAGUAAAGUCUUCCAUGGCAAAGCGGAACCAAUUUUUCAGCUUGCAGGUUUUGAAAUGGACGUGGUUAAAACAACAUCAGCUGGUCAUGCAAGAAAACUUGCCACCAAUGUUGAUUUCAGUUCUUGCCCUGAUGGAAUUAUAUGUGUUGGCGGUGAUGGGAUUGUGAAUGAGGUUCUUAAUGGUUUGUUAAGUAGAGCUGAUCAGAAAGAAGCCAUUUCAAUCCCAAUUGGCAUCAUCCCUGCUGGAUCUGACAACUCACUCAUUUGGACUGUUCUUGGAAUCAGAGAUCCGAUUUCAGCAGCACUAGCUAUUGUCAAGGGGGGGCUUACAGCUAUGGACGUUCUUGCCGUUGAAUGGAUCCAGACCGGACUUAUUCACUUUGGCACAACUGUCUCAUAUUUUGGCUUUCUUAGUGAUGUUUUGGAGCUCUCUGAGAAAUAUCAGAAGCAUUGCGGUCCUCUCCGUUAUUUUGCGGCUGGCUUUUUGAAAUUUCUGUGCUUACCCAAAUAUAACUUUGAGCUGGAAUAUCUUCCUACCUCCAAGGUGCUUCUUGAGGCUCAGGGGAAGGCUUUAGAUGAUCAAGAUAAAGUUGAAUUGUCUGAUCUUUAUACAGAUAUCAUGCGGAAAUCAAGCAAAGAAGGAAUCCCCAGGGCUUCCAGUUUAUCAAGCAUUGAUUCUGGCAUGUCCCCAAGUAAAGCAUCAGGUGUGGACUUAGAGGCAACAGUUAGCAUACAUGCAAGCAUUGAGCCAUCUGAAUAUGUUAGGGGUUUAGAUCCCAAAAUAAAACGACUAUCAAUAGGGAGAAACAAUCUGGCAGAAGAACCAGAUGAAGUCCUUCACCCCCAACAUCAUCUUUCGACUACUCCUAAUUGGCCGAGGACGAGGUCCAAGUCAAGGACUGAUAAAGGCUGGAGUGGUUUAGCAGCUGCAAAUACUUCAAGGUUUUCUUGGGCGCCUACAGCAUUGUAUGAUAAAGAAGACAUUUCAUCAACUGUUUCAGACCCCGGACCGGUUUGGGACUCCGAACCGAAGUGGGACUCUGAGCCAAAGUGGGAUGGUGAGCCUUACUGGGAAGCUGAUAAUCCCUUUCAGCUUCCAGAUCAAUCUCAGAAUGUCGAAAUGCCAUUGGAGGAACCUGUUCCUAAGGUAGAAGUGAAGUGGGAAGUUAAGAAAGGGCAGUUUCUUUCUAUUUUGGUAUGCAACCAUUCAUGUAAAACUGUCCAAAGUUUAAGUUCUCAGGUUGUAGCACCCAAAGCUCAGCAUGAUGAUAACAGUUUGGACUUGCUUUUGAUUCAUGGUAAUGGGAGAUUAAGGUUAAUGAGGUUCUUUUUGAGCUUACAAUUUGGUCGGCAUCUUUCUCUACCAUUUGUGGAAUAUGUGAAGGUUAAGUCUGUGAAGAUUAGACCAGGAAAGAAAUCUCAUGCUGCUUGUGGCAUUGAUGGUGAACUUCUCCCUGUAAAUGGGCAGGUCUUAUGUUCUUUGCUUCCAGAACAGUGCAGGCUCAUCGGCAACCCUUCCAGGUUUCAUAUAUAAGUUUUGCUCGCUCAAUUGUUUUGGCCAUUAGUAUUCUAACAACUAUGAGAUUUUGAGAUCUGACAGUGGAUGAUAUUAAGGGAAAUCUAUCUAAAGCCUUUUUUCUUUGGCCAGCACUUGUUGAUAUGAAUACUCCUUUUGUAAAUUGAUUUGCUUAUUGGUGCUCAAUUGUUCAUUUUGUGGCUCUUUUUGUUGGCUGUAAAAUUGAUACCUGGUAAAACUGAAUGAUGGUAAAGCUACCUAUUCAAUUUUUGAUUUUUUUUAUAGAAUAUAGAUGCAUUUACUUCAA